Liolophura sinensis is the source of this 5980-nucleotide messenger RNA. Its product is annotated as rab proteins geranylgeranyltransferase component A 2-like. The transcript is spliced from 17 exons. Gene Ontology annotation, biological process: protein geranylgeranylation; small GTPase-mediated signal transduction; vesicle-mediated transport. Lineage: Eukaryota; Metazoa; Mollusca; Polyplacophora; Chitonida; Chitonidae. Gene Ontology annotation, cellular component: Rab-protein geranylgeranyltransferase complex; nucleus; cytoplasm. Bases 5 to 2242 code for a protein of 745 amino acids. Gene Ontology annotation, molecular function: GDP-dissociation inhibitor activity. The record is from RefSeq and is a predicted model, not a curated record.
CAACAUGGCAGAAGACGACUUGCCAGAGAAGUUUGAUGUGAUUGUAAUAGGGACAGGGCUCCUAGAAAGUAUUCUUGCAGCAGCUUUUGCCAGGGUUGGGCACUCUGUUCUUCAUAUAGAUAGGAAUGACUACUACUGUGGAGACUGGGCAUCUUUCAGCCUCCAUGGUCUGGAAGGAUGGAUUAAAGAACAACAGACAGGUCACCCUGACCCAGUAGAGCACCCAGAGCCCAAAGAGGUUACGCUUGAGGAAGGAGAUAUACUGGUGGAGUGUCCCCUUUAUGGCAACACCAAUACCCACAUAGAAACAGGCUUCCUUGUCUGUGAGGAUGAACCUGACCCUCAACCACCAGCAGAGCAGCCUUCUGAUACCUUGGGGGAAGUACCUGGGGAUUCCUCUCCUUCUGGUAGCAAUGACACACAGCUUGUUCCGGAUAUAUCUCAGCUGAGUGUGACAGAAGCUAGUAAAAUCACGGAAACAGUAACUGAAAAAUCAUGUGAGAGUACAGAGGGUUUGGAUAAGCAGUCAAGAAUCACAGUAGGUGAGAAACAACAUGCAGAUAAAGAAUCCUGUACCUCAGAAGCAGAAGAGGAGACUGCUGAGCUAACAAAUUCCCCGACCACUUCGCACACUAAACAUGAAGAAACUAACACAGAGACAGUGACUGAAGUAGACUUGUCUAGAACCAGCCAUUGUACAAAUGUCCCUGAUGGUGAGGGUGGCCAGUUAGACCCUGCAGCAUGUGAUUAUGUGUCUGAACCAAGGACCCAGUUUGUCUCCUCAUGGGAGCCUGGUACAGAUGCCACCCCUCAGGUCUGGACCAAGCCAAGCAUUGAGAAGGAAUGGAGGAAGUUCAACAUUGACCUGUCUCCCAGGUUGCUGUACUGCAGAGGUGCUAUGGUAGAACUGCUCAUCAACUCUGAUGUCUCCAAGUACUGUGAAUUCAAAACUAUUACCAGAGUGCUGACCUACCUUAAUGGAGAACUGCAGAAGGUGCCUUGUUCAAGGGCAGAUGUCUUCUCCAGCAAGUCUGUGUCUAUGAUAGAGAAGAGGAUGAUGAUGAAGUUCAUCACGUUCUGUAUGGAGUAUGAGAAACACCCCGAGCAGUAUCAAGAUUUCUUGGACAAGCCGUUUAGCACAUUCCUUGAUUCACGGAAAUUAAAGCCAAACAUAAAGCAUUUUAUCCUGCAUUCUAUUGCCAUGGCCACAGAUACCACCCUAACAUUACAGGGAUUGGAAAAUACGCAGAAGUUCAUCUUGUCAUUGGGUCGGUAUGGCAAUACAGCUUUCUUGUGGCCCCUGUAUGGAAGUGGAGAGCUGCCGCAAGCCUUUGCCAGGAUGUGUGCUGUUUUUGGUGGGAUUUACUGCUUGAGGAUGACAGCCAGCUCAGUGAUUGUGGAUAAAGAGAACAAGUACAGAGGUAUAGUGACCACUGAGGGUCAUCGGAUAGAGAGCAAGUGGUUGGUGGCAGAGACAAGUUAUCUCCCUAAACAGUAUCUGCCAUCAGGUUAUGGCUCCAGAUCAACUUGCAGAGCUAUUUUGAUGACAGACAAAUCCAUCCAUCCGGCAGACUCGGAGCAGCUCACAUUGUUACACUUGCCCUGCCCUGAUGACCCUAACCGUCCUGUGUCUGUCCUGGAGCUUGGACCCUCCAGCAUGGCUUGUCCUCAGGGAAUGUAUCUUGUACACCUUUGCCGAGAAGGAGCAGACAACUCCUGUAGUCCACGAGAAGACCUGCAGCCUGCACUGGAUCUCUUGUUUCCUGACAGCGCCUCCCCUUCAGAUUCAGGGCCGAGUAUCUUGUGGUAUAUGUACUUCAGACAGAGCAACACCCAGGGAGUGGAGACACAAACCCCAGACCAUGUAGUGACCAUACCUGGUCCAGGGUCAGAACUGGACAUGGACCAUGUGGUCAAACAGGCCAAGGACAUUUUUGCCAGGUUGUGCCCAGAUGAGGAAUUUCUUCCCAAGGCUCCGAACCCUGAGGAUAUUAUAUUUGAUGAUGGCAAGUCGGCAGAACCAGGUGAAGGGUUCCAAGAUAAACCAAGUGGUGCAGAUGGGGAUUCCAAAGGGAUUUCCCAACCAGAGACAACAGAGGUGACACCAGGGGACACAGGGAUUUUCCAAACAAAAGUGACACCAGAGGCCACAGGGAUUUGCCAAACAGAAGAGUCUGAGGGGAAUUCCCAACCAGACUCUUUGGAGAAAUCACAAGUAGGGAAGACCAAAGAAUCAGAGUAAAAUUCCCAAAGAGGACAGACAAGUGAAUCAGAGGGAAAUCUGACUCAAGAACAAUGACCUCAUCUUAAAAGAAUUCAUUUAGUAAAGUGCAACUAUUCUGUCUUCACAGUAUUCAAGGUACAUGUAGAUCCUCCAAAUUUUAUACGCUGUCCUGUGACCACUGAAGCUAAAUGAUCUUGGAGAACACCUGGAGAAAGGCUUCAAGCUUUCGAAUAACUGUUUCAGGGAAUCAUUCUGUGGAGACCGGGAAAAGACAGGAAUAAAAGUCAUUUAGAAAACAAGUUGCUUCCCAGUUAACCAAUUAUUACCUCAAAUGCAGGUCCAUGUAGUUUUUUGUGAUAUCAGUUUUAAAUAAUUUAUCUAAAAUAUCUUGGGUGAUAUUACGGCUUCCCAUCUGUGACCAGUAUAUCGGACAAGCAUACAUGUAUGUACAUCCAUGUUCAUGUAGGAUGUACUUCAAAAUGGUUGUGUACUUUGCUGGAGUCAUUUAAAGAUGUGUUUUUGUCAUACACACAUCCUUUUUAUCUUUCAUUUAAUAAUCUUUGUAUUAAGGAAUUAAGUUUGUGACAGGCAGAAGUUAUAGAUAUAAUGUAAUGCUUGCAGUACAUUAUCUAGAUCCAUCAUUUUUUAAUGCCAUGCUGGAGAAUUUUUCCUCUCACAUGAUGGCUGAUCGUUUUAUGGGUAGAGGAAGCGAGAGUCUUCAUGAACCGCAAGACUGUUGGUGGCUCUUUGAGAGAUGGAAGGGAUGUUUUCCUUUUACGAGUGUCCUAUAUACCGGUCAAUAUUUGGUACUGUCGUUCAUUCGUGUUCCUCAGUUUUGAUGUUCUAGGAUCUAGACUAUUUUGUUUAACUUGAUUAACAAGCUAAUACAUUUAUAAGACUGAAUACAUACUUACAUGAUGGAAUAUCACUGUAAUAAAAUAAUUUUUAAAUAACUAUGUAUAAAUAAAUUAAUGUUUUCAAAAUUUAAAGGCAUUUUGAAGACUAUAAUUAAUGCAACAUCUAACCUUUUUCACAUGGACAUGUCGGCAAGCUUUAGAAAAUUAAACGUAAGGUUGAUUGUUGCACGUUUCUGGAGUGACGGUGGUGAAGUGGAUCAUUUUAGAGCGUGUCAUCAUUUUGCAAAAGAGGAUAUCGCUUUGCUUUUAAUUAGACUUUCGAAGCCAGAUUUGAUGUUCAAGAUUUCAUGGGGAUCUAAAGAUAAAAUUGCAAAGAUCUUUAAAACAUAGAGCAAACAUGUUUGGAUUUCAGACUGCAAUAUGUGUAUCCAUUUCGUGACGGAGAUGACAUUUUAUGCUAAUUAGUAGCGCUAAAGGUGGAAAAAUUAAUUAAAAUUAUGUAAGUAAUUUUUGUACACUAUUAAAAUCAUGUAGUUCAAUUCUAUAUGUUGAUCAUAUAAUGUCUGUCAGCAACCUGCGGAUGGUCGUGGGUUUCCAUAAGUAAAAUAUUCUUGAGUACGGCGUAAAACACCAAUCAAAUAAAUAAAUAAAUAAAUUGAUCAUAUAACCAAAAAUACUUAUCAAAUAUGAAGUUAAAAAACAUUUGCCCCAUAGAAAACUCGACUAUCAAAUAUUGACCCAUACUGUUUUGUAUGUAUGCAACCUUUGUGUUUGAAAGUAUUGAGGUGUAAUUGCAAAUGUACUGUUGGAGUGUGUUCAUUUAGUGUUGAUGUAGUACUACUUACUGACAGAAAAGUGUUACUGGUGUUUUGAUUAGAAACCAUUUUGUAUAUACACAAAUCCCAUAGCCUAGGACCACACAAGUGCAUGUACACAAAUUCCAUAGCCUAAGACCACACUAUUGUACAUACACAAAUCCCAUAGCCCAAGACUACAGAAGUGCACGCACACAAAUCCUAUAGCCUAAGACCACAGAAGUGCACAUACACAAAUCCUAUAGCCUAAGGCCUUACCAGUGCACGUACAUAAAUCCCAUAGCCUAAGACCACACAAGUGCAUGUACAUGUACAUAAAUCCCAUAGCUUAAGACCACACUAUUGUACAUACACAAAUCCCAUAGCCCAAGACUACAGAAGUGCAUGCACACAAAUCCUAUAGCCUAAGACCACAGAAGUGCAUGUACACAAAUCCUAUAGCCUAAGACCUUACCAGUGCACGUACAUAAAUCCCAUAGCUUAAGACCACACAUAGGGGCCUCCGUGGCUCAGUUGGUUAGCGCAGCGUGAUGACCCAGCAGUUUCUCACCAAUGUGGUCGCUGUAAAUUCAAGUCCAGCUCAUGCCAGCUUCCUCUCCGGCCGUAUGUGGGAAGGUCUGACAGCAACUUGCAGAUGGUCAUGGGUUUCCCCCGGGUUGUGCCCGGUUUCCACCCACUAUAAUGCUGAACACUGUCGUAUAAGUGAAAUAUUCUUGAGUACGGCGAAAAACACCAAUCAAAUAAAUAAAUAAGACCACACAAGUGCACGUACACAAAUCUUAUAGCCUAAGACCUCACAAGCGUAUGUACAUAAAUCUCAUAGCCUAACACCACACAAGUGCGCGCACAUAAAUCCCAUAGCAUAAGACCACGCAACUGUUCGCACACAAAUCCCAUAGCCUAAGACCACGCAACUGUAUGCAAACAAAUCCCAUAGCCUAAGACCACACUAUUUUCCGCACACUAAUCCCAUAGCCUAAGACCACACAGUUGUAUGCACACAAAUCCCAAAGCCUAAGACCACACUAUUCUAUAUACACAAAUCCCUUAGCCUAAGACCACACAACUGUAUGUACACAAAUCCCAUAGCCUAAGACCACAUUAAUGUAUGUACAAUGUCAAUCUCUUCACAAAUGCAGCAGCUACACUGCAUGUGCAGUGACCUUAAUCUAAGUCAGCUGAAUCGGUCUGGAUGUUGAGCUGCCUUGCGCUUAGCACAAGCACAAAAAACCUAGUGAUAAAUCAUUCAAGAUCUGAUUGUCCUCCAGGUUAUAUACCACUGAUUAUGGAUUUGACAAUUUAAUAUUUGUAGCUGUCAUGUGUUUUUAUGUUAGGCAUAAUUUAUUACCCGAUUCAUGUUGCAUCUGCUGAUGGAUUAACAAUCAACACAUAUUCUGUUGGAUAUUGCAGUGAUUUUAUUGUCAUAUAUAAUUGUGAACAGUUUGAGCUUACAAUACGUAAAAUGUCUCCACCAAGCAAGCAUGGGAUGUCCUAUUCCAAUACAUACAUGUAAAUAAACUGAAAAAUAUUAAUAUAUAAUGAUAAAGCUUUAGUCCUUUGUUGACUUCACACUGGAAUAAUGCAUUGUUUUAGUUGAAAUUAAUUAACUAUUUGGUUGAUAUACAAGAUUGUUACACUUGAGAUAUGAGCCUAAAGCUGCAGCAGCCUGAGGUUGCCUGCCUUGUUAUUUAAUUAUUACUACAGUAAGAGACAUGUAUACUGGCAUCUUUAGGGUUGAAGUAUUUAUGCUACUCUUUUCCACCCACAUGCUGUUCAAAUUUUAACUGGAAUCACUCCUGUCCGAAUUUUUGUUGAUGGAAAAUAUCUUUCUCAGAAAUCAAGAACAACUGAGAAUUAACAGGCGAGUUUGAUACAUAUUUAACAGGCCAUUGCACACAUUUCUGAUACUGAUAGGGUAAAUUUCAGUCUUGUAGUUACAUAAGGACUGAAAAGCUGUGAAAUUCAUGUGGAGUUACUUAUGCCUUACAGGUGUACACUACAUAGUAUAUUUUCACUUAAUUAUGCAUACCAAUACUGAUAUAUUCAUACAUGUACACAUACUCCUCCAGGGGUGGUUGGAGAGA